AUGAUUCUCACCGUGGGUGGCGGUGAACUCAUUCUACUUCGUGUUAUAGUGACACCCAUCGUGCGCAUGACAACCCUCGAUCUGGCAACCAAAACUCUUGAUACGACAUUCGGCGUUAGCUCUACAAUGUGGACUAUAAUCGAGCAGAAGUUGGGUAUUAUCUGCACAUGCCUCCCUAUGUGCCGCAUCCCCGUCGCUAUUAUCCUCCCAUAA
Molecule: messenger RNA, 213 nt
Organism: Fusarium verticillioides 7600
Lineage: Eukaryota; Fungi; Ascomycota; Sordariomycetes; Hypocreales; Nectriaceae
Exons: 3
Coding region: 1-213 (70 amino acids)
Source: RefSeq, a predicted model, not a curated record